CCAAUCAGUGAGAGGAGGCGGGCCUCGGCGUCCUCGUGCAGAUUUAGAUUUUUGUUGCACCGGCGCGCGAGUGAGUUUCACCUCCUCCACACAGACUCCGUCCAGCAUGUACCGACAGUGUGUGUAGGGUUCCUCACGUUGUUCUGGACGUCCACCCUGCGGCACACCAGCAGGAUUUAGCAGACGCAGACUCAGGAGAAGCAAAAUUACAAUGAGGCAGCAGGUGUGGGGGAGAUCUCACGACGUGUGUGGGCCCGUAGCGUGACACCGAGUGGGAGAUGCGGACCAUUCUGCCUGUGUGCGUAGGAGGUGAUGGAGGGGAGUCCCGCAGCCUCCGCAGCAAGGUGGGCAGGAUGAAGAAGCUGCUGUGGCUCAGGCCGAGUCACGGCGUGGACGUCCACAUGGACACGGAGCCCGGCGUGUGGCUGACGGGCUUCCAGGUGCUGGACACUGAGGGACAGUGUGAGGAUCCGGUGCAGGAGUGGGGGGAGGAGGAGGAGGACGGCGCCAUGUUUGGCAUCACGCUACGCAGGGAACCCGUCCUGCCGGCGGCCUCAAACAUGGCAGAGCCCCCUACAGCCUUCAGCUUCGCCCAGUACCACACGGUGAAGGUGCGCAGGCUGAAGGCCGCCACCCUGGAGCGUCUGGUCACCCACCUGCUGGACCCUGAGCACCGGGAGCCCGACUUUGUUCGUGUCUUCCUCUCCACCUACAGGGCCUUCACCUCCACCAGCACCCUCAUCGAGCUGCUGUUUCAGAGAGAUGACUCAGUCACCAACCUGGAUAACACCGUCUGCCUGCGCAGUACCUUACCCCCAGUGAUCCGGCUGUGGCUGGAGGAGUACAGUGAAGACUUCCAUGAGCCCCCUCAGUACCAGGCCCUCCGCCUGCUGUGUGUCCACUUGCGGCAUCGCCUCUGCUUCAGACGUCUGGCUCAGACCUCAGAGACGCUCCUCAAGAGGCUCCAGGCCCAAGAUUGCAGCCGGUCUGCGUCACAGCACAGAAGUGGAUCGCUGCGGCAGGAGAACAGAAAUCAGGAGGACGGAGGAGAGACGUCAAUGAGGGAGGAAGACAAAUGUAACUUCAUGGACUUCCCUGUGAGAGAAGUGGCCGAGCAGCUGACCAGAUUGGACUCUGAACUGUUUGUCCGAGUGGUGCCCUUCCACUGUCUGGGCUGUGUCUGGUCCCAGCGUGACAAGAAGGAAAACCGAAAUCUGGCGCCCACCGUACGCGCCACCAUCUCCCAGUUCAACGCCGUCACCAAUCGUGUCAUCACCUCCCUCCUGUGCCCGUCCUCUCCCAGCCCUUCCACAUCCUCUCCCAUCUCAUCACCCAGCUCCUCCUCUACCUUCCUGUACCCGUCCACAGCCCCGAACUCGCCUCGCAGUGCUCACACCAGCCCCGCCCACAGAGCGCGGGUCAUCGAGAGGUGGAUCUCUAUUGCUCAGGAGUGCAGACAGCUGAAGAAUUUCUCCUCUUUGAGGGCAAUCCUCUCAGCCCUGCAGUCCAACGCUGUGUAUCGCCUCAAGAAGACCUGGGCGGCUGUCAGCAGGGAGAGCAUGGCCACCUUUGACCACUUGUGCGAGACUUUCCCCGAUGAGAACUGUGUGCUGACCAGCAGAGAGAUCCUGGUGGAGGAUGGGAGUCACUCAGAUGGAUCCAAAUCACCGCAGCUCUGCUCGGCGUCCAGAGAGCUGAACGUGAGCAGUGGUGUGGUGCCGUAUCUCGGCACUUACCUGACCGUCCUCACGAUGCUGGAUACAGCCCUGACCGACACUGUGGAGGGAGGACUCAUUAACUUUGAGAAGCGCAGGCGGGAGUUUGAGAUUCUCUCUCAGAUUCGGCAGUUUCAGGCUUCCUGCUCCCACUACAGCCUUCCAGUCAGCGCCCACAUCGCCACCUGGCUGCAGGGACAUACACUGCUCACAGACCAGGAGAGCUACGAGCUGUCUCGUGACCUGGAGCCUCCAGUUGACCCCUGUCCCAAUUCUCCCAACUCGUGGAGUAGUCGCCUGCUGACGAAGAAGCUCAGCUCGUUGCGAACAGUCAGUGACAGCUCCCUCAGGAGGACCCACGCUGAUCAGAUCAGUGUGUCGUCAUCUGGCUCCAGCAGUUCAGACAUGGAGGACCUCUCUGCCCCUCAGCCCUCCCCCCUCAGACUCAAACUCAAGUCUCUCUCAGGCUCCCUUCACAAUGUUGCCGAGGAUUUCUCCUCCAUGUCGUCCCUUUCGACCAGUCUGUCCAGCUCCUCCUGCAGCUCCUCACAUCCGGACCUCAGCUCUUCUUCUCUGGUUUUGAGUGCUGAGCCGUCAUCAUCCUCCAGCUGCUCUCCUCAGGCUGCGCUGCCCGUCUACAACAAGCAGGUUGCUGACUCAUGUAUCAUCAGGGUCAGUGUGGAGUGCGUCAGCAGUUGCAACGUCUACAAGAGCAUACUGCUGACCAGUCAGGACCACACACCUCAGGUGAUUCAGAGGGCUCUUGAAAAACACAACAUGGAGGACGUCAGCUGCCAUGACUUCAGCCUCUGCCAGAUGCUCAACAAUGGGAAAGAGCUCCAGAUCCCAGAGAAAGCCAACGUGUUUUAUGCCAUGAGCACCUCCGCCAACUACGACUUCGUGCUGCGCCAGCGCUGGAAGACCCACGGGAGGCAUUUCGGUUCGUCUUCUAGUCCUGGAGCCCAGCCCAGGAGCCGCCACGCCAAGUAAGAUUGAUCUGUCCUGUACGAACGUUAGGAGCACAUCUAGAAGACGGGAACAGCACACGUGUUGUAUCAGCUCACCACUAAGAGAUUGUCACCACGCAGCAGAUCUCCAUAGAGUGUCCCGAGGAGCCAGAGAGCUUGAGGAGCAACACUGAGAUGUGAUCGACCAAGAAUUAUUCUGGACUGUUUAAAGAACAAUGCGAGAAGAGAAAAAUGUCCAAGUAAGCAGAGAGAAGAAGGACAGUAAGAAGAAACAGAGACAGUAAUUAGGAUUUUGUAUUCUCAUAUUGUUGUCCAUCGUAUUAAACGUCAACAAAUUUUGGAGAAAUGAACCACAAUUUACUUUCUUUCAUAAGCUGUACACUCUUUUAUCACUGCGCACAAAUGCACGUCACAUUGUGGAUUAUUGUGCGUCAUAAACUGAGCAGCACUUCAUGUUCAACUGCAUCAGGAGCAGCUGAUGAUGAUGAGUCGUCACAUCAGAACGCAUCUUUCCACAGAAGGGAACACGGCUGCAGGAUCAUACGGACAGACCCGGCUUCAGUCUGUUAGCGGGGACUGGACCAGCAGAUGUAGCCCGUUUGCUUUAGCCUGCUAACUGAACUCAAAGCCAAGUGACUCAGAUGGGAUGAUCGCUGUCAGUUGAUGAGUAAACACUCCUAAACAGAUCUGGGUCAACGCGUAACCAGCCUGGUUUCAGUUACGCCAAGAACAAUGAAACACUGUUUGGACCCGGGCUUGCUAACUCCUCCGGGAGUCACUAAUGAGUCUUCUAGUCCAGGUUUUAAAUGUUUUAAUGUAACUUAAUGUAAUUUUUUCAACUUAAAUUAUUUAAUGCAUUUCAGUAUUCAGCUUUUAGGGCAAAUGUGGCACAAUGAAAAUAUGCACGUUUGUUUGUUUUGGUUCCUUUUGGAUCCUCUCUUCAGCCGUUAAUACUACAGUUUUUAGACAUACAUGUGCUUAAAUUGCUUUGGUAUCCAGUGAGCUUAACUCACAUUUUGCUUUAGUUGUACUGUCCGCUGUUAUCAAAUGAAGGAGACAAUGUAUGUGAGCAUAUUACAAGUGUUAAUUCUCAGUGGUCUUGCCACUUGCCCCCUGUGAUUCAGGUGAGGCCUCUAAUCACUACACUCUGUAAAUCCAGGGCAGUUAGAUAACAACAGAAUUUCCACCGUCAAGUGGAACAGCUCACUCCACCUGUUUUGUCGCUGUGAAUGAGAUUAAUCUGAAGAGCGGUUCGUGUAUGUGAAGAUGAAGUGUCCCGGUAUGUGAAUAUGUAUGGCGUAAAAUACCGUUUCAGUGACGUGAAAUCCCCCACAAAACUCUAAGGUAGCUUUUUACAAGUAUUGAACAUGGCUUCAAGUCAUGUUUUUAUUUUUCAGUCAUUGGAUGAUGCACAAAAUGAACACAAAAAAAAAACCACUGGUGAAGUUUCUCCUCAGUUUUGUGCAGGAUUUCGCGUCUCUGGGCGCAGCUCGAGUGCUGCUGCGGUUUGGUAAAAGUCAUCAUGAAGGUAUGAGAGGUGUGGCAGCUGCAGUCCAGUGUGAAGGAUCUUCGGCGUGACUUCUGCUGUGUCUGUGUUUAUCUGUUUGUCUGUUAGUAGGCUGUCAAGCUUAUUCUCUCCAGUAUGUUUGACAUGUUGUCAAUGUUAGUGUGUCCGAGUUGUAAUUCAAGCCUAUGUGUGUUUGUCAAUUAUUUUAUUUCAACAGAUUCUUUAUUUUUAAAGUUUAAUCCAAGCACUACUACUACCUAUUAAUAAAGCUAAUUUACUAUUUAA
Acanthopagrus latus (yellowfin seabream) is the source of this 4475-nucleotide messenger RNA. RefSeq names its product ral guanine nucleotide dissociation stimulator-like 3a (gene rgl3a). Gene Ontology annotation, biological process: Ras protein signal transduction; positive regulation of GTPase activity. The coding region runs from base 279 to 2705 and encodes 808 amino acids. Gene Ontology annotation, molecular function: guanyl-nucleotide exchange factor activity. The record is from RefSeq and is a predicted model, not a curated record. Gene Ontology annotation, cellular component: plasma membrane. Lineage: Eukaryota; Metazoa; Chordata; Actinopteri; Spariformes; Sparidae. The transcript has 19 exons.